Diceros bicornis minor is the source of this 5021-nucleotide messenger RNA. RefSeq names its product fem-1 homolog B (gene FEM1B). The record is from RefSeq and is a predicted model, not a curated record. Bases 650 to 2533 code for a protein of 627 amino acids. NCBI's taxonomy places the organism in Eukaryota, Metazoa, Chordata, Mammalia, Perissodactyla, Rhinocerotidae. Gene Ontology annotation, molecular function: protein binding. The transcript has 2 exons.
CUGUCUGCGGAGAUUCGCCUUCUUCCCUGCCCCGAGUUCGGGCGCUGCUGCCGCGGGAGCGUUCCGCAUCGCUCCGGGGGCCCCCAGACGUGGAGCUCCGAAGCCGUCGAUAGCGUCUGGCGCUUCUCAGCUCCGGCGGGCACGGGCCUGUGGGUUUUCUCCAGCUAGCGAAGACGGAGGCGGAGGCGGAGGCGGAGGCAGUUUCAGGCUUUAGGCCGGGCGGGCCGGGACCGGUGAGACGCGCGCAUCAUCCGCCAUCCGGGGCGCGCGCGGCCCUCUUGGGACCUCGCCGGCGACCCGUAGCUCGGGCGCGCGCCUGUCGCAGCCGCAGGAAGGAGGGGUCCGGCCGAGGCCCGGACGGCGGCCGCCAUGGAGAUCCCUUCGGCCCGGGGCCGGCGCCUGUGGCCCUGGGGGCGGCCCUGACCGCCCUCCGGCCUGCCUGGGCUGGGUCGCGGACGUGCCCCCGGCAGCCCUCGGCCACCUCCGCGUCCCCGCCGUCCCCGGCCGCGCUGCUGCCUGGGCGCGGCGGCGGCGCCCUGUUGAAUGGGCUGUGAGGGCCCAGGUUGGAAGCGCUGGCGAGCGCGGCCUCCGGGGGCGCAAGGCAGCAGCAGCGGUGGCGACCAAACGGGUGCUGGAGUUGGCGGCGGCCAUGGAGGGCCUGGCCGGCUAUGUGUACAAGGCGGCCAGCGAGGGCAAGGUGUUGACUCUGGCCGCCUUGCUCCUCAACCGGUCUGAAAGCGACAUCCGCUACCUGCUGGGCUAUGUCAGCCAGCAGGGAGGGCAGCGCUCCACGCCGCUCAUCAUCGCAGCCCGCAACGGGCACGCCAAGGUGGUGCGCCUGCUGUUGGAACACUACCGGGUGCAGACUCAGCAGACGGGCACCGUCCGCUUCGACGGGUAUGUCAUUGAUGGUGCCACCGCUCUUUGGUGUGCAGCAGGAGCAGGACAUUUUGAAGUUGUUAAACUUCUAGUCAGUCAUGGAGCCAACGUGAACCAUACCACAGUAACUAACUCGACCCCUCUGCGGGCAGCAUGCUUUGAUGGCAGACUGGACAUUGUGAAAUACUUGGUUGAAAAUAAUGCCAACAUCAGCAUUGCCAACAAGUAUGAUAACACCUGCCUAAUGAUUGCAGCAUAUAAGGGACACACUGAUGUGGUCAGAUACCUUUUAGAACAACGUGCUGAUCCCAAUGCUAAAGCACAUUGUGGAGCCACAGCAUUGCACUUUGCAGCUGAAGCUGGGCACAUAGAUAUUGUGAAAGAGCUGAUAAAAUGGCGUGCUGCUAUCGUAGUGAACGGCCAUGGAAUGACGCCAUUAAAAGUAGCUGCCGAAAGCUGUAAAGCUGAUGUCGUGGAACUGCUGCUCUCUCACGCUGAUUGUGACCGAAGAAGUCGAAUUGAAGCCUUGGAACUCUUGGGUGCCUCCUUCGCAAAUGACCGUGAGAACUAUGACAUCAUGAAGACAUACCACUAUUUAUAUUUAGCCAUGUUGGAGAGGUUUCAGGAUGGUGAUAACAUUCUUGAGAAAGAGGUGCUCCCGCCAAUCCAUGCUUAUGGGAAUAGAACUGAAUGUAGAAAUCCUCAGGAAUUGGAAUCCAUUCGGCAAGACAGAGAUGCUCUUCAUAUGGAAGGCCUUAUAGUUCGGGAACGGAUUUUAGGUGCUGAUAAUAUCGAUGUUUCCCAUCCUAUCAUUUACAGGGGAGCUGUAUAUGCGGAUAACAUGGAAUUUGAACAGUGUAUCAAGUUGUGGCUUCACGCCCUGCACCUCAGACAGAAGGGUAACAGGAAUACCCACAAGGAUCUUCUUCGAUUUGCUCAAGUUUUCUCACAGAUGAUACAUUUGAAUGAAACUGUGAAGGCCCCAGACAUAGAAUGUGUUUUGAGAUGCAGUGUUUUGGAAAUAGAACAAAGUAUGAACAGAGUAAAAAAUAUUCCAGAUGCGGAUGUCCACAAUGCUAUGGACAAUUAUGAAUGUAAUCUCUAUACCUUUUUGUAUUUAGUGUGCAUCUCCACCAAAACACAGUGCAGUGAAGAAGAUCAGUGCAAAAUUAACAAGCAGAUCUACAACCUGAUUCACCUUGAUCCCAGAACUCGCGAAGGUUUCACCUUGCUGCAUCUAGCUGUCAACUCGAAUACUCCAGUUGAUGAUUUCCACACCAAUGACGUGUGCAGCUUUCCCAACGCGCUUGUCACAAAGCUCCUGCUGGACUGUGGUGCUGAGGUGAAUGCUGUGGACAAUGAGGGGAACAGCGCCCUUCAUAUUAUCGUUCAGUAUAACAGGCCCAUCAGUGAUUUUUUGACCUUGCACUCUAUCAUCAUUAGCCUAGUUGAAGCUGGCGCUCACACUGACAUGACAAAUAAACAGAAUAAGACUCCACUAGACAAAAGUACAACUGGGGUAUCUGAAAUACUACUUAAAACUCAAAUGAAGAUGAGUCUCAAGUGCCUGGCUGCCCGAGCAGUUCGGGCUAAUGACAUUAACUACCAAGACCAGAUCCCCAGAACUCUUGAAGAGUUUGUCGGAUUUCAUUAAGUGACUGGAUAUGUAAAAUCGUUUAAUGUGGUGCUAAAAAGUAAAGGACUUUAAUCACAGACAAUAGAAUUAUGUGUUCAUAAAUUCUACUUUUCUUUCCGCUACCCUUCCUCCCUACCCAUCCUUGGUUCUGUAUCUGGUCUUCUUGCUUCAGAUGGUAAUUGAUUUCAGAUACACUAAACAAAGCCACAUUGUUUAGGUGUAAGUAUAAUCUAAGGUGUUUGGAUAUUGGUCACUUAACUAUUUUCCUUUCUUUUUUUUAAAGGAAUGAAUGUAAAAUAUUUUGUUUAUGUAACAGGGACAUCUAUGAUUUGGGUUAACAAUGUUUUAAAAAACUGCCUACAAAAGUAUUUCUGUUAAGCCUGUGUCAGUGUAUUAUCCUUGCAGCAGUUUUGAGAAUUUCAUGAAGAAAAACAACUGAAAAGGAGCAUUGAAAGUAAUGGGAUACCAGGGUGUUCUGCACAUGCCAAACUGCUAGUUUUCACUCUUCUGUUCUUUAUGUGGAGUGAUACGAUACAUUAUAACAUCAGGAGAAUUUAAAAAAUAUAGCUACAGAUUAAUCUGAAAAAUGUGCUAAUUUACUAAUACAAAUUUAUAAAGUUAAAUCCAUUGAAAUUGUUGCAUUAUGCUGGGUGGUAUGUACAAAGUAGUAAUAAUCUCAAAGCAACUUUUCAGAGAAUAUUGAUGGACUAUUUGCUUUUAGGCUUGAAUUCUAAAAUUCUUUGAAGUCUGUUUUAAUGUAAUUUAUUGAAAUUGCAGCAGUCUGCAUUUGAGUCAGCUUACAGACUUGUGAAAAUUAUGAAUGCUGUGGAAACAAAUUGUCACAAUAUAGUUACACAUUCUAUUUUUGUCCUCUUCUCUCUUUCCUCCUGUGUGUUAUUUUUUAAAAUUUGGUAACUGCUUUUCCAGAGGGCAUUAUUUGUGCCUCCCUAAUAAGGUUUUUGUGACAGAUGAAAAGAAGCCAGGAUAUUUUUCACUUUCUUUACUUAGCUUGUGAUAAGAAGUAGAAAAAUCACUAGUGUGGUAUAGGAAAUUAAAUGUUUUUGAUGAUGAAAAUAAUUCGCAAUGCCAGUUUGAAAGGUAUUUCUGAGAGCUGCAAAUUUUUCAACUUCGAAAUGUCAUUUAUUCCGACAGGCUGUACAGAGGUCCUUAUGUUUUUGUUUUGUUUUAAUGGCAACAUUUUAACUGUCCUACUAAAAGAGUAUUCUGUGAUUAUCUUUUAAGCAUCACAGAAAUUUAAGUAAAGGAUACAUACCUAUUUCUGUCGAUGUUAAAAAUGAUAAAGUAAAAUUAGCUAUAAUCUGUAUUUUUCUCUCUAGUGCCAAAUGAAUGCCUUAGCUCCUCAUCGUGCAUGGUACUGUCAGUGAAGACCUGCAGCUUUUUGUUCUUUAAUGAAAAGCACUAUAAUGAUGUAGCAACAUCAGGUAUAAACUAAAAAAAAAAAAAAAAACUUCUAAGGUUUCAGUUAACAUUUUAUGUAUGGAUAUUGCUUUGUGAAGUCUAAGAGAAAGGUUGCAGUUGGAUCAGUAUAAAACAUAAUGACCAAGCCAAAAUCAGCACCUAGGGCCUUAAAUAAAACAGAGAUGCCCCACAAAAUGAACUAUGGGAACUAUGGGAGGGAAUGGAAGGAGGAGCUUUAUAAACUCCCCCCACCCCCAGGAAUGCAAGAUACUUUUACAGCUACCGUAGUUAUUAUACUCUGGUUGUCUUCUUGCUUCAGUUAGGAAUGUUUUGAUGGUAAAUUCUGCCAUGGUAUUAUAUUUCUGUUUUCCUAACCUGAGAUUUUUAGAAGGAACGUUUUUAGGAUGGUUUGAAGGGAGGUAUUUGAAGGCGCCCUAAUUUGAAAAUUACUGGCCUUGAUCCUCCUGGUGUGAAUCAAGGAAAUACUGUACCUUGCCCUUGGCAGCUCAGGGCCAGAAAGAGAAAAUCCACGUCCUCAAGGUGAGUGAAUCACGCCUUUUCCAUGGCUCAGAUCAAACUUGUAUUUUUCAGACUUCAAGGCCUGCUUAUUUGAUAGUCUGAGAAAUGGCUUUGGUACUUGGGAUUCAGUCAUUUCCAUUAUUAAUGUUUAUGAUUUUUAAACACCAAAACUUAAAAUAUCAGAUAUUGUUGCAUGUUUUAAAAACCAUUUCAUCCCUUUGGCUACCCAGGACCAGCACUGUUUUAGAUAUUACUUAUGAGGAUAAUGAUUAUAUGUACAUAUUCAGACAUCAAAAUUUAAUGACACUCAGUGUUUUUGAGAAGGGGAGAUGAGUGCUGGAGACCUUAAUACUGCUGAUUGAAAUGCUGACAGAGCUGGAGAAAGAAUUUGAAGACAGUGGAAUAAACUAUGAACUCUGCUAAUGGUAACCGAGUUUUUUUUUUUUUUUUUGCUGUAGUAUAGUAGUACAUUGUGCACUAUAUUGCUAAGGAUCUCAUUCUGUUUUGUAAAACAAAUCCAAAUAUGUAUUGUGAAACACCUGUAUAAAACCAUUUUUGAAACCAGUGA